AUGGCCGCCCAACAGGCGCAAGUCCAACCUUGUCGAUACAAAACCGGCAAGACACUCGGCGCUGGGUCAUACAGCGUUGUCAAAGAAUGCGUACACGUCGAUACCGGACGCUACUAUGCGGCCAAGGUCAUCAACAAGCGUCUCAUGGCCGGGAGGGAGCACAUGGUCCGCAACGAGAUAGCGGUGCUGAAGCGGGUAUCGAUGGGCCACCAGAACAUCCUCACGCUGGUGGACUACUUUGAGACUAUGAACAACCUAUACCUCGUCACGGACCUCGCUCUCGGCGGAGAGCUCUUCGACCGCAUCUGCCGGAAAGGCUCCUACUACGAAUCUGACGCCGCCGACCUGAUCCGCGCCACACUCUCAGCAGUCGCCUAUCUCCACGACCACGGCAUCGUGCACCGCGACCUGAAACCCGAGAACCUGCUCUUCCGCACACCAGAGGACAAUGCCGACCUCCUCAUAGCAGACUUCGGCCUCAGUCGAAUCAUGGACGAAGAGCAAUUCCACGUCCUCACAACAACCUGCGGUACACCCGGCUACAUGGCCCCCGAGAUCUUCAAAAAGAGCGGCCACGGCAAGCCCGUCGACGUCUGGGCAAUCGGCGUGAUAACCUACUUCCUCCUCUGCGGCUACACCCCCUUCGACCGCGACAGCAACCUGGAAGAGAUGCAAGCCAUCCUUGUAGCAGACUACUCUUUCACACCAUUCGAAUACUGGCGCGGCGUCUCGCAAUCCGCUCGCCGCUUCAUCAAAGCCUGUCUCACAGUCGAGCCCACCGAGCGAAUGACGGCUCACGAAGCCCUCUCGCAUGAGUGGAUCGCUGGUCCAGAAGGCGGACGUGGGGAGGAAGAUCUCCUGCCGACUGUGAAGAAGAAUUUCAACGCUCGCAGAACACUCCACAAAGCCAUCGACACUGUCCGCGCGAUCAACCAAUUGCGUGCUGGAGGUCUGGGCAUGAUGGACGGAGCGCAGAGCACGCAUCCGACGCGGGUGAACGAGACAUUGGAGGCCGCGAAGCCGCAUAGCGAGGAUGUAGAUAUGACGGACGCGGGGGCUGGAGGGGAUACGACGCAUGACAGUGGGGUAGUGAUGGAUCCGAGGGGGAAUGGGAUGGGCCAGACGGAGGCGCAGAUUCAGGAGCAGCAGAGGCGGAUAGAGAAGACGAUGAAGGGGCUUGGGAGGGCGCAGGCGACGUAG
Messenger RNA from Saxophila tyrrhenica, 1200 nucleotides. It is a transcript of the gene cmk1, whose product is annotated as Calcium/calmodulin-dependent protein kinase type I. The coding region runs from base 1 to 1200 and encodes 399 amino acids. NCBI's taxonomy places the organism in Eukaryota, Fungi, Ascomycota, Dothideomycetes, Mycosphaerellales, Extremaceae. The record is from RefSeq and is a predicted model, not a curated record. Gene Ontology annotation, biological process: cellular response to oxidative stress; protein phosphorylation. Gene Ontology annotation, molecular function: ATP binding; calmodulin binding; calcium/calmodulin-dependent protein kinase activity. The transcript is spliced from 2 exons.